This is a messenger RNA of Syngnathus typhle (broad-nosed pipefish), 3314 nucleotides long. RefSeq names its product MET transcriptional regulator MACC1 (gene macc1). The transcript is spliced from 5 exons. NCBI's taxonomy places the organism in Eukaryota, Metazoa, Chordata, Actinopteri, Syngnathiformes, Syngnathidae. Gene Ontology annotation, cellular component: cytoplasm. Gene Ontology annotation, molecular function: protein binding. The record is from RefSeq and is a predicted model, not a curated record. Bases 169 to 2685 code for a protein of 838 amino acids.
AGGUGUCCCUCCUCAGACUCGCAAUCCCAACAUGCUUGGUGUGUGUGAAGGCAGAGCGAAACCGUGACGAGGACACGCUUCAUAAAUCUAACAGUUCAUGCUUUUGGAGCUUUUUCUGACAUCGCAGCAGAGGAAAAACUACAAACAUCUCAUGCCGACGAUGAAAAUAUGGCAAACUCCUUGCCGUGUGCAGGGAGUCUUAUACGAAGCAAAUCUGAGGGGACAUUGAUUGAUCUGGAUGAAAAUGCUUUGGAUGGUAAAGAUCAGAAUGAUGGAAAUGUGCCUCAAACAAGAAAAAGCUAUUACAAGUCAGGACAAAAUCCUUUUUGGAAUAAGCUGUCUGAGUCAAAUCCUUUCUUAGAUGACAUUGUGCACAGCAAAUCAGAUAAGCUUAUUUCCAACACAUCCGGCACAUUCCACGAGACUAUAAACCACCUGAACACAAAAAAUGGGGACACUAUCAGCACAUCUUCAGAUGAGGACAACGCAGGGCAAUUCCUGGAAAAGAAAAACAAAGAUAACAGAUCGGGGAGAUGGAGGAGCGCCAAUGACCUUCUGGAUGGAAAUUCUGAGCAAAAGGCACCAAAAAGGGGAGACAUCUUCAAACCACCACAGCCUGUUUUAAAUCCUGAUUUUGAGUGGCUAAAAAAUGAUAGAGAAGCCUAUAAGAUGGCUUGGCUGAGCCACCGACAGUUAACUCGCUCCUGCCUGGACCUAAAUCUGAUAAGUCAGAGUCCCGGAUGGGCUCAGACUCAGGCUUCAAACUUUCAGGUCAUCUGCAAAAUCGGCCAUGAUGGAGGCACAGUCCAGCUGCCAGACUCGGAAAUCAGUAUUUCUGUCCCAGAAGGCCACGUCCCUCCUGGUGAAGUUCAGGAAGUAACACUGAAGGCAAUGCUUGACCCUCCUCCUGGACUCAACAACAACUACAUGACCACUAUGAGUCCACUUCUGGAAGUAGUCCUCAGCAACAUCAACACAAAAAGUUCCAUUUCCCUGAAAAUUAAACUGUCCGGAGAAGUACGGAGAGACCCGCUGAGUCAGCUCCUGACCACAGUGGUCGGACUCUUGUCUUGCAAACGAGAAGGGCCCUAUAUUAGAGUGAAUGACUGUAACAUUGUCGAGAACAUGAUGCAGAUGAAGCUCCAGCAGCUGAAGACACAUUUUUAUGUGAUAGCAGUUGCAGAGGCCUCAGCUAUUCAGUCCCCGGCUAUGUCAGUCUGGGAUUACCUUCACCGCCAAAUCACUGUUGCCAUCUAUGGCCCCAGGUACAUCCAUCCGUCUUUCAAGGUUGUAAUAGUUGUGUGCUGUCACAAAGAGGUACCGUCAAAGCUUCCCUUUUCAGAUAUUUGUCGAGGUAACAAACAACUGCCUCCACUCGUACUGCAGCUCUGGGGAGUGCAUCACUUUAGGACUGACAAUCUGCAUGACCUGUUUGUUACCACCACUGUCAAGGGCUCCAUGUUUAGAAUAAGACUUGAGGACAAGGUGAAAGAAGUCAGGCAGAGUCAGCUGAAAAUACGAACAGUGCUGCAUUUACCGGUGGCCUUAUCUUAUCCUAGCAAUAAAGACAUAGGUCCAUUUGAGUUAGACCUGCAAAUAACCGAAUCAAACUCCAACCCCAUUGCGCAUUUCCAGGUCCCUUCGCCUCCAGCCGCACCCAUUCGAUCGGAAAAACGCAUGUCAAAUCAGACGAGUAGAAAAGUCGUCCAGGUGUCGAGAACAUCCUCAAUUCCCGAGGAUCGGUCGCCAGAUUUCCCUAUAUUCAAAGACGGACCUGUGAACCUAAAAUGGUACGGUGUAGCCCUAAAGUCAGUUCUCCGUCAAUCACGUGUGGACUACCUUCUGGAGUACUUCAAGGGAGACACCGUGGCUCUCCUAUCAAAGGCGACUGUUAGAUCCGUGGGGAAUUCAAAGGGAAAGGAGUGGUACAUCGCAUUCCUCAGGGGGAGAACUGGUUUGAUACAUUGCAAAAAUGUCAAGGUCAUUACUGCAGAUCAAGUGAUUGACUUCACCGGAAUUCGCAUGAGCACAGAGGUGCUCCUGGACAACAUGACUCUGCCCUUCAUGAAGCUUACAUACAUGUACUCGGAUAUCCAGACACUAGUCACGGAGCAUCUGACCAACUGGAGAGGUUUCGCAAAUGCCUUAGGGUAUUACAAUUUGUCACUGGACAGUAUUACUCGCAGAGUUGCUGAAACGGAGGCCGACAAGGUGGCCUGUGUGCUGGAAAAGCUGAAGGAAGACUGCCACGCGGAGAAUAGUGGCAAGAAAUUCCUACACGAACUUAUGACUGGUCUGUUAAAGAUGGACAAUAUCAGUCUUGUGGCCCAGCUGAUUCAGAAUACGGUUAUCCUGUCAACCGCUGUGGAGGUAGGGAUUCGAUGGAGGGAGCUCGCCGAUAAAAUGGGAAAGCUGACCAGUUCUCAGAUUGCUGUCUAUGAGGCCCCACACAGAGGAAAGAAUGGAGAAGUUGGGGCUCAGUUGAUGUGGAAACCUGCUUACGAUUUCCUGUUCUCUUGGAGCCAACGUUACGGACACAGUUACAGAGACAUGAUUCAAGACCUUCACUUGGUCCUAGAUAAGAUGAAGAACCCCGCUACCAGACAGUGGAGGCAGCUGACCGGCGCCCUCAUCACAGUCAACUGCCUUGAUCUCUUUCAGGCCUCUGCAUACCCAAAGAUCUAAGCACUUUGUAAUCAGAGCACCAUCCCUGCACUUCUUCUGUUUAUCAACUGUCUUUGCCCUUUAACUGCAACAGUGAAAAUAAUGAAGGCCGGUUUAUUCAUCAGUACAUUGUAUUAAUCUAAAUGAGAUAACACUUAACAGUAACUUUUUAGCACUGAAACUGAAAUUUACUUUUUUUCUGUACUCAUAAAAUGUUAACAUUAAUCAAAUAAUUAUGGUUGCCAUAUGUUGUAUUGUUUUUUUAUUAUUAUUAUUAUUACUGUGCGCUUCCAGACUUUCUUUUGAGUAGAGGUUCUAUCACUUAUAUUUGAAACAGUUGAUCUGAAACACACAGCAACUCUGUUGAGACACCAAGUAAUGUGAAAGUCAUUUACAUGCAUUAAAUUGUAUGAUUUAUAUAUUUCCUAAAUGCUCUCCCAAACAGAUAUGAACAUGUACUUGUAACAUCACAUUGUGGAAAGCACCGUAAUGUCCGAUACACAAUGUUGCCAAAUAUUUUUAAGAUGCACUAUGGAUCAAGUAAUGCCAUCCUCAAUAAAGUGUUGCAUUUGAUGGAAACAAACAUUAACUGCAAUAAACCAUCUGAAGGAAUCAAAUAUGAAAAUAAAUGUGACUUUGUAUGUACACGA